AUGACUUUCCCAUAUAAAUGCGUCCUCAUCACCGGCGCCACAUCAGGCAUCGGCCUCGCCCUCGCCGAAACCAUCAUCAACAACGGCUCUUUCGUCAUUGCCGUCGGCAGAAGACAAGACCGUCUAGACCAACUCGUCCACAAACACGGCAGUGACAAACUCGCCGCCGAAUGCUUCGACAUAAGUCAAAUCGAAAACCUCCCAGACUGGACAACAAGCCUCCUCUCAAAAUACCCCAACCUCGACGCCGUCCUCCUCAACGCCGGCUUCCAGCACCGCGUCAACCUCCUCGCCCCCUCGCCCAGCCUCCUCCCAGACAUCACGUCCGAACUACACACAAACUACCUCUCCCCGCUACACACCUCCAUCCUCCUCCUGCCGCACCUGCAGACCCUCUCGAAGACGCACCCCACCGCCCUGAUAUUCGUGUCCUCGGGCCUGGCGCUCGUGCCGUCCGUCCUCGUGCCGACCUACUCUGCUGGCAAGGCGGCGCUUCACUCGCUGUCGUGGUGUUUCCGUGCGCAGCUGGCGGAUGCGUUUCCUGGGCUUCGCGUCGUGGAGAUUAUUCCGCCGGCGGUGCAGACGGAGCUGCAUACCUUGCAGGGUUUGCCGGCGUUUGGGAUGCCGUUGGAGGAGUUUGUGGAGGAGGCGUGGCGUGGGUUGGUGAGUGGGCGGGAGGAGGUUGCGGUUGGGAUGGCGAGGGAGUCGGCUGAGAGGGUGGAGGGGGAGAGGAGGAUGGCUUUUGAGAGGUUUACGAGUAUGGUGAAGGGGGCUGGUGUUGCGAAGGGGAAGGAUGAUUGA
Pochonia chlamydosporia 170 is the source of this 801-nucleotide messenger RNA. RefSeq names its product short chain dehydrogenase. The record is from RefSeq and is a predicted model, not a curated record. The coding region runs from base 1 to 801 and encodes 266 amino acids. The transcript is spliced from 2 exons. Gene Ontology annotation, molecular function: oxidoreductase activity. Lineage: Eukaryota; Fungi; Ascomycota; Sordariomycetes; Hypocreales; Clavicipitaceae.